GCUUUUCUAGCUUGGGUGUUACGCGAUGGCUGCCAGUCCAUUCGAUGCUCCAGGUGACAAGGAUGAUAUGAUAUCUCCGCGUUUGUGCUCUCGUUCCGGCGGCGACCCCACAAUCUCAUGCACCGGGGACGUCAGCACCUGGUGCCUGCGCUGCAUCAUGGAGAGCGACUGGAGUCUCACCGAGAAGAUGUCGGCCCUCUCGAAAGUCCUAAAAAACCCGGAGUUCCUAAACGCAGAGAAAGAUUACAGUACCAUCCAGGUGAUGAUUUUGACCGAGAUUCACAGCGUUCUCAUACAGAAGCGCGCCCUCCGCCUAUACGGCCCCAUGUUCAAGAACGACUUCAUCAAGUAUCUGGAAUUCGUCAGCAACGCGGGACUCGGCGAAGCCAUUCCUAAGCUUGCCAAAGUGAGACUCUCGCGCUCAAUGAAAACCGACUUCAACCGGCAAUGGUAUUCAGUCGGGUACUACUGUGUGUCCAUUCUCGGUUUGAUCUCACGUCUGGAAGGAGCCAAGGACCUUGUGGAAUUGGGUAUAAGACCGUUGUCUAGUUAUUGCGAGCGAGUCGAGGCAGUGAAGAAUGACUUUCUUGUUCGGUCUAUGGAGGGCGGAAUAAUGUCUGAUAUUUUAUCUAUGAUGGCAGGUGGUAGAGGAGUGAUUGAGUUGUUUCGAUCUCCUUGGGCACUGAAGGGAAUCCUUGCUGCGUAUCCUGGUGCGUAUUCUUUACUUGUUGAUGCGGAUGGACUUUCUGUUCUCUGCAAGAUGUUUGCGCCUGGUGUUAUCCAGGACCUCGUGGAAACCAGAAUAAGGAGUGGUAAAAUGAUGAACUAUGAUCAGACAUUAUUGGGCUUUGACCAUGGGUCUGGACCGCGUCCAGUAAAGAGUACAUAUAAGAUGACAGAUGAAGAACUGAUCGAGUAUGUUCAAUAUCGAUUCUGUGAGGUACUGGAAGAUAUAGGAGAUGUACUCGUUGCAGUAUGCAAGUACAAUUGUUCGUACUGCUUUCAACUACUCGAUCAUUCGCCGGUUGCGACUUGGUUGCGUUGGCUGAAGGUGCCAUUACGUGACCAAUCUGAUAUCCUCGGUGUCAGAUUGUCUAUUAGACUGCUAUUGGUAGUUAUCAAACAGCGACCAAAGGCAGCCGAAGUUCUUGCUGUUAAGCACGGCCUCAUUGUUUUAUUGGAACCAGUUUUGUAUCUUUCUUAUGACUCAGUGUUGGGUCCGUUGCUUCAAAUACUGAAGAUUAUGCUUCAGAUUCAAGGAGAGCCUAGGAAGAUGGUGAUGCGGAGCAGUCGAAUUCUUCAUGGUGUUGCGUGCCUGAUUCACACAUCUGUUCGUUCACUACAGAUUGACGCUUUUGAUAUUUUGAAUGACAUUCUAAAGAGCGACACUCGUCAGUUACUAAUAGAUUUGGUUGGUAGAGAGCUGCUGAGAAAGGUUCAGGUACUUGUGGGCAUUGCUGGCGCGAAACAUGAUGAGGAAAUACGUUCUCGUUGGAUACGACUUAAUAAAUACAUUACACAGUAUUGUGACGAUUAUGUUGAGCAAGCAGCCGACAGUGAUCGAUAUCUUAUUCAGAGGUCGGAAGCUAUUGGUCCGGCAGAUGAAGUAGAUGCUCAACAAAUUGAAUUACGAAAACGAGGGAAUUCAGCAUUUACUGAAGGUCGAUAUAGGGCAGCAGUUGAAGCAUAUACAGUAGGACUUCUUUUAGCUAGUGUUCCUUCUGCUGACAUCAACGCGGUUCUUUACAGCAAUCGUGCUGAAUGCUAUCUUCGACUUCGGAAAUUUGAGAAUGCUGUUUUUGAUGCAACUCGAUCAAUCAACUGCAUGUUCAAAAGCUCAUCUGUUUAUUCAAAGACUUGUUUUCGUAGAGCAAAAGGCAACUUUGCUGUCGGUCAUUAUCUUGAGGCAUUCCACGAUGUGGCUGUGUGUGUGAAUUCGGACCCGAAGGAGCCAAAGUUUCGAGAAUUGUACACGAAGUUGGAGGAGAUGUGGAAGAAAGACGAGUUUGCUUCAACAGACAAAUUCAGGGAAGAAGUCCUUUUUGCCUCUGAUGCAGAGUACAGGUGGAAAGAGAUGGAAAGGGAAAGACACAAAGCAAAGAAGGAAGCAAUCGAAAAAGAAAAGUCAAUGCAAGAAAAGCAGCACAAGACAAAGACAAGUGAAAAACAGAAGCAACAAGAUACGUUGAACGGUGCGGAGGGAGCAAUCAAUGAGAAGAAGGAAAUUAAGAAGAAAAAAGUCCAUGUUUGUGCAGAGUGUGGCACUCAAGCAAGUGGAAUGAAAAAGUGUGGGAGGUGUGCCACUUACUUCUGCAACAAGGAAUGCCAAAGCAAGGCAUGGCCAAAACACAAGCUGAUAUGCAAGUAGACAAUUGCUGAAUCGCUGACUAUUAGAGGCUUCUAGAACGAAUGGCUGAUUGUUGAAGCUUCGAGAAUUAGUGUGAUGUAGAAUUGGAUGUCUUUAUGUGCCAAUUUUGUUUGUAAUUCGUUAUGAUUAAUGGACACUGUUGCUUAUCUUUAGAUUUUGAUUGUUUUAGUGGGAAUUAUUAGUAGCCUCGAUGCUUUUGAAUUUUGCACAAGCUUUUGAGUACUGGAAAUCAUUUGUCACAUUAUUCGUACUGCUUAGUGUAUGUAGCUUUUUUGCUAUGAUUUGGCAACGAAUUUCUUGGCCAAUAUUUGAUUAGUGGAUUGUGAUAUUUAAAAUACUUGCAUCUGCUCA
This is a messenger RNA of Corticium candelabrum, 2719 nucleotides long. RefSeq lists its product as uncharacterized. Gene Ontology annotation, molecular function: protein binding. The coding region runs from base 26 to 2368 and encodes 780 amino acids. The transcript is spliced from 2 exons. Gene Ontology annotation, cellular component: protein folding chaperone complex. The record is from RefSeq and is a predicted model, not a curated record. Lineage: Eukaryota; Metazoa; Porifera; Homoscleromorpha; Homosclerophorida; Plakinidae.